This is a messenger RNA of Diceros bicornis minor, 6121 nucleotides long. RefSeq names its product lysophosphatidylglycerol acyltransferase 1 (gene LPGAT1). Bases 313 to 1425 code for a protein of 370 amino acids. Lineage: Eukaryota; Metazoa; Chordata; Mammalia; Perissodactyla; Rhinocerotidae. Gene Ontology annotation, molecular function: acyltransferase activity. The record is from RefSeq and is a predicted model, not a curated record. Gene Ontology annotation, cellular component: endomembrane system. The transcript has 9 exons.
CGCUGCAGCCGGAGCGGGGCCGGGCUCCGCCGCCUCCUUCCGCCGCCCCGCCGCCGGCCAUGCAUUCUUCCGGCUCCUCCGGCUCCCGCAGCCCGGGCCGGGGCCCGGCCAGCCCGAGGCAGCCGCGAGGGGACUAGGGCGCCCGCGCCGCGCCUCGGCCGCCGCCGCGUCCAUGACCGCGACCCCUCGGCCGGGGACACCCGCCGCCGCGCAGCACCGCGCCCCGGGACGCCGGCCCCCAGCCCUGCUCGCCCCCGCGCCCCACCGCCCGCCGUCCGCACCCGCCGAGACAGGACGGACUCCAGUGUGAGAAUGGCUGUGACUUUGGAAGAAGCUCCAUGGCUGGGCUGGAUCUUGGUAAAAGCCCUGAUGAGAUUUGCCUUCAUGGUCGCCAACAACCUGGUUGCUAUUUCAUCCUACAUCUGCUAUGUGAUUAUACUUCAGCCCCUUCGAGUGCUGGACAGUAAGCGGUUCUGGCAUAUUGAAGGAAUCAUGUAUAAGUGGCUUUUAGGAAUGGUGGCUUCUUGGGGAUGGUAUGCUGGAUAUACAGUGAUGGAAUGGGGAGAAGAUAUUAAAGCAAUUUCAAAAGAUGAAGCAGUAAUGUUGGUGAAUCAUCAGGCAACAGGAGAUGUGUGUACUCUGAUGAUGUGCCUCCAGGACAAAGGACUGGUUGUUGCCCAAAUGAUGUGGUUGAUGGAUCAUAUUUUUAAGUACACAAACUUUGGAAUUGUUUCUCUAAUUCAUGGGGACUUCUUUAUAAGACAAGGAAAAUCUCAUCGUGACCAACAGCUUCUUUUUCUCAAGAAGCACCUGGAAAAUAAUUACAGGAGCAGAGAUCGAAAAUGGAUUGUUUUGUUUCCAGAAGGGGGCUUCCUCAGGAAGAGGCGAGAAAUGAGUCAGACGUUUGCCAAGAAAAAUAACUUGCCGUUUCUUACACAUGUCACUCUGCCAAGGGUUGGGGCAACAAAAAUUAUUUUGAGUGCGCUUGUAGCGCGACAGGAAAAUGGAAGUCCAGCAGGAGGAGAUAUUAAAGAAUUAGAAAGCAAAUCAAAAGGCCUCCAGUGGAUAAUAGAUACAACCAUAGCUUAUCCCAAAGCUGAACCCAUAGAUAUUCAAACCUGGAUCCUUGGAUACAGGAAACCAACGGUCACACAUGUAUAUUACAGGAUUUUUCCAGUUAAAGAUGUACCCCUGGAGACUGCUGACCUUACCGAUUGGCUCUAUCAACGUUUUAUUGAAAAAGAAGACCUCUUGUCGCAUUUUUAUGAAACAGGGUCUUUUCCACCUCUCAAGGGCCAUAAGGAAAUUGUUUCCAGAGAGAUGACCCUCAGCAACAUGUGGAUAUUUCUCAUACAGUCUUUUGCAUUUUUAUCAGGCUAUAUGUGGUACAACAUCAUUCAGUAUUUUUACCAUUGCCUGUUUUAGGAAUUGACUUGGACUUGUCAAGGUCACCAUAGGAGUUCAGACUUUCAUAAGUGUGCAUUAUUUUAGACGUGCAAAUCAGAAUAUAAAAAAAAGCAAAGGAAAUUCAAUGGAUGGAUUAAUAUUUAUCCCCUUUGGGAUAUUUUAAAACUCUACUAAAAUGAGGAUCAGGAUCAGUAGUAUAAUGACCUGCUAAUAUAUUUUAAGGACUUUUCAUGUUUUAAAAAGAUCCGCUCUACCACGCAUUUAUGCAAACAUCACAUUUGGAGAAGAGGAAAUCAUAAAUUCAUCCUAGAAGACUCUCUGAGAGAAAUUCUGUUGCCACCAGGUAUCCUUGAUAAUCUAGCUCAAGCUCAGAAAGUUGUCUUCGUUCCUCUUAGCUAGUAGUCUCUAUUAGGGCAGGGCUGACGAGCGCCCUCAUUUCCACCGACUCCUGCUGUGUUACUAGUAACCUUGAGGGCAGCUGGUUGGCACCUUCAGAAGGACUGUUUCCCCGAGGCUUGCAGUGACACUCCAGUCCUCAACAGCUAGGUGAGGUUCAGUGUCAGGCAUGCUCUUGGGGGAAGGCAGUGUCCACCGGACGCAUCUCAGUACUAGAAUGUGUUCUUUAAAAAGGCUAGCUCAGUCCCACACCGUGUUUACAUGCGCGAGUGCUUUCCCUUGCGGGAGGGGUCACUUGAUUUUUCUUUUGGUAUAGAAAACAUAUCAUAGACUGAUAAUUGUCUUUUACAAAAUGCACUUUUAUCAGAUGUGUAUAUUACAAAGGAUUAGUAAUAUAGCCUGAAAACAAAUGUAAGUGUGAUCAGUGAGUGGGAUUCUCGAGAGGCUGUCCUGUCUCUGCGUGUGUGUCUGCACUGAUGCUGUCCAGCCCCACCCCGCACUGGGCGCCACACCGACCUGAGGCCUCCAUCUGGAGCUCAGAGGCUUGUUUUUUUUCCAUUUUGGCAUAUUAGCACCAAAUGUAUUUGGGGAUGGUUGAAACAAAUUAAUGUAAAACAUUUAAAUGAUCAAUUUAAGGCAAAACAGGCUUAGGAAAAUAAGAGCCAGAGCCAGAGCCGGACACUGACUUAAAACGGUGACAGGUUCCCACAGGGCACCCCCGGAACCUGUGUUCCAGUAUCACAUAAAGGAGCUGCCCGUGUGAAGGUGGCGUAACCAGGAGAUAGACCAGCAAGAAAAGGCUUCCCAGUCUCUUCCAGUUGCUUCUGAAGAGGAUAAAGUCAAGUUUCUAUUUCUAGAAAACAUUUUUUGUUUUUGUUUUUGUCACCACGUUCCUGUGGUUUACCUCAUAGGAGAACCAAACUCUUCUCAAAAUGCUGGCACUGCCUCAGUCCGUCACCUGCACUCUUGAGGCUGAGACAGAGUAUGUUUUUGUUUGAGAUUGGAAGACUAUUAAGAUCCUGGUAAGUCAGUGGUAGUUUUCUGUGAUAUGAGCAUUGUCGAUUCCCCUGUUGCCGCUAAUCAUACAAAUGCAAAUGACGGUUUUGAGAAGUAGGCCAGAAAAUAAAAAUAAAGGCUAAUGUUUUCAUUUUUAAAUAAACCAAAAAAACUAAAAAGAUGUGAGUUUUCUCCCAGUUAUGUGGGAAAGGUAAAGCAACACCAAAUAAAAGCCCACAGCAGCUUCAUCUUUAGGCUAGCUCAGUGCUAUGUGGAAAAGAAUGAUGCGUUAGCUGAAAUACCUCAUUGCAAGUUAUAGAGUGCAGGUUAAAGGCAGAGGACACUGUUAAUGUGUUUGGUUUUGUAAUGGUUGUUAUAAGGUGCAAUUUUUUCUGAAACCUAAGCAUUUCGUUAUGUAUUUUAUGGUGACAGUGAGUCGGUGAAACCGAUCUCAGUUUAGAGGUAUGGAUGAUGAUAGGAGGCCAAAUAGAAGCUUAAAGAUGCUUCUGUUUGAGGCCCAGCAGACACUGCUGGAUUACAGGAUGAAUUGAAAUUGUUCAUUUGAGAGAUUAUUCAGCCAUCUGGGGGAUAAGUUGUUCACUGUCAGGUAUGGUGUGCACAGUCCUAGCUAACAGACCUUUUCCUCAUUGCUGAAGCAAGCCAGAGGUAGAGUGGCCAGUUCUCCUAUCAAAAAGAAGAGAAAUGUAUACAUGCAUACAUAAAUGUAGUUUAGGGCCGCUUUCACCAUCACUGUGCUCCAAAGGAACAUAUGUUGUUUAAUAUACCAUACACGUGAGACAAACUAUUCUGUAAGAUGCUUUACUUUUCAAGCGCAGAGGCAUUUCAACAGUCUCUAGAGUGACAAAUACCAAUAGAUGUGAGUUAAUUUUUGAAAAUUGAUCUGUGAGUUGUAAAUAGAUGUGUAUUUGAUCUGCCCUAUCCCUCUUUGAUUCUUUAUCAACAUGUUCUCUCUCUUCUGUUUGCAAAAUACCUUUGUUUGAGAGCAUUGACAGUGCUUUCUUUAUCGGUAACUGGAGUUCUCCUGCCUGCACUAGGAAAUGUCAAGAGAGAAUCAGUGUUCUUAUAUGGCAAUCAGGGAAGCAGCAAUGUGCCACUGUACAGAACUGAAUAAAAAUUCCUAAUUUGUACUUUCUUUGCAAAGUGAGAUGAAAGGAGUUUUAAAGAAUAUUUUGUCAAGGGGAAAGAAAAUAAAACUGUGCCAGUUUUAUACCGGUAGCUUGUGGAAUCUCAGCACUUCUUGGUCUCAGCUGAUCUGCCUAGAUUCCCACAGCAGAGAGGGUUGAGAGGUCCCUGCUUGACCCUGGUGUCAGCGAGUCACAGUGAUGGAGCAUCUGCUUGGCCAUGGGUAGGUGCAGCGACUACAGAAGUGACCACCCCAGCAGUUCACUCUUAACUUCAGAAACUGUUAUUGGUGUCAAAAUAUACAGAUAUUGUGGAGAAGCCUCUAUGCCAAUGGAAGGUAAAGAAAGAAAAAUGACAGAAUGGAAAAUGAUGUUUUGGGUGGGCAAACAAAUUAGUUGACUCUAAAUAGUAGAUUUUUUAAAAAAAACUAUAGCUGUAAGUUCAGAGCUGUCAUAUUAUUAAGAGUUUUUAAUAUUACAACCAACCCUUAAUUUUCUGCAGUAAAGGAACUAGAGAUUACUGGAUAAUUAAUCCAGUAAUAAGUCAUAGUAAGCCAAAAAUCUAAUUGUAUUUAGGAAUUUGAAUUUUUAUUCUCAUCAAACGUUUUUUCUUCUUCUAGGGAUGCUUACUAAUUAAAAAAAAUGAUUUGAGUUGUUUAUUAGUUUCUCUUGCCUAUAUAUAUUUAUGACUGUGUUAACGAGUAGUGAAAAGCUUUGGAAAGACAGGCAGCUUCAGGAAGAGGAAACACAGAAGCCUAAAUGAUCCAUGGGCUUAUUUAAAAAGGAAUAAACCAUGAAUAAUCCAGAGUUGGUGGUAUUGCAGUUGUUCUCAAGCCUUUUUGUGAAAAGAAAACGUUAAAUCACCAAAUGCAAACCUCAGAACGUCACUAUAGUGUUGAUACCGUUUGGACUGAUGUUAAGAAGGCCUCUCCAUUCUUUUCUCAUGUCACUCACUUUGCGUGGAUUUGUCUAGUAACGUUCUUUUGACAAUCACUUCCCUAAAGACUCUUCGGAACUAGUGGGACCUGGUUAUCAUCAUAGAAAGUAGUCUUUAAUCAUGGAUAGUCUUAUCAGAUUCUUUUUCUAUUUAAGAAAAUUGUAUUUGCACUGCUGAGUAGGAAGAGUUAGUUCUUUUCUUAAUGACGUAGGACUUCACUCCAGAGUUACCAUUACAAGCAUGUCAGCUCUGGUCCAUGAAGGAUGGAUGAAAAUGGCUCAUCUUAUUUUUUGCCACGUAGUGCUGUGAACCUUACAUCUGUUCACAUGCAAGGCAAGGUCAGAAGCAGCACUGUGUGUGCUGGUUCGUUUUAUGAGGGAGUAGAUAGAGGCUAACAUGUUUGGGACCAAAACUACCUAAAGUGGACAUUUCUAGAUCACAGUGGGGCCGAGUGUUCUCUGGAGCAGUAGCAGUGACUACUGGUUGGUGCUCUAUUGUAAUCAUUUUGCAUUGAUCCCCAACAAUUAGGAACUGGACCCUGGGAAUAAGCUGAGGGUGCUGAACUGUUGGGGGAGGGUGACUCUAGCCAUAUGGAAGAUAAAAUAUGGUUUUUUUCUGCAAAAUUCCCAUUUGAGGAUUUUUACAUUUAAUAUUUUUUUAAAACAGUUGAAAGAGCAAAAAAAAUUUCUAAGUGUAUUCUAGUUGCAAAGUAUGCACACGUAUUUUGAAUGGCUUUAUUUUUAUUGUGUAAAACUGUUGAACACAUGACUGUGAUGCACAAAUUCUUUACAUGUAAGGAGUCUAUGCAUUUUACAGUAACUAGUGUCACGGUUGGGUAAUGAACCAGUUAUACGUGGAACUGCCAUUGUCGUAUUAAGUGCUUUCGUUUUCUUUACAGUUAUUACAAAGUUGUAUUUAUUUUAUGCAGAUGGAUUUUCGUUUUCCUGAUGCCAUAAUGUUUAUUCAGCUUGUUGGCCUGUCUUUCUUUCUCUGUGUAUCUGCAUGUUGUAAUGUAUGAUGAGAAUGAAUGUAAAGGCUGUGGCAACUGUCAUUAAUUUUUGUAAAGGGCUGGUCACAUGUGGAUCUGGUUUAUGAAUGCAUUUGGGAUUAUUUUAGUAACCAGAUCACCUUUUCAGAAAUCUAGAUGUGAACACCAAAAGGAGCAUUUUCUCGACAAAAAUUAAUAGCUGGUUCUAUUUUUUUUUAACCUAGAAAAAAAUAAAGUUGAUUUUUUUCAAGUAAA